Drosophila elegans is the source of this 3069-nucleotide messenger RNA. It is a transcript of the gene Duba, whose product is annotated as OTU domain-containing protein 5-B. The transcript has 8 exons. The coding region runs from base 390 to 2390 and encodes 666 amino acids. Gene Ontology annotation, biological process: protein deubiquitination. The record is from RefSeq and is a predicted model, not a curated record. Gene Ontology annotation, molecular function: K63-linked deubiquitinase activity; cysteine-type deubiquitinase activity. NCBI's taxonomy places the organism in Eukaryota, Metazoa, Arthropoda, Insecta, Diptera, Drosophilidae.
UGCGAACACACACAGGCACACAAUUGCCCAUACACAAGCACAAACAGAUGAAAAUCUGGAAAUUGUAAUUUUUUGUUGUUUUCUUUUACUAAAACUCAGCACUUUAGUGAUUUGUUGUCAGAUUGGAAAAGAAAAAGCACACAAGAAACGCUCGAUUACACCGCACCAUUUUCUCUAUCCGGAAGAAGCGAAACUCCAGUUUUCCAGUGGGUGAAAGGAACCACUGGGUCGCAUUUUCUGCGACGACAUCUCGGACAAAGAACACAUAGUUCAUUGGAGUUCUGUGGAACGGAAAUUAUAAUCAAAAGGCGUUGUUUCGCCACAAGAAAGUGUUGUGAAUCCACCAAUAACUAGCAACAGCGGAGCGGGGACAGUAGCGGCGCACCACCAUGACAAUUAAGCCAGUGAGUGCACCACCGAGUGCGAAACGCGUGACUGGCAAUGUGGAUGCCGACAACAAGGAGGCUCAGGUUGUGGUGGUGGAGCAGUCGGUGGUCAGCCAGACCCACACCCACACCCACAACCAUCGCAACGUAGUCAUCGAUGGACAUGGCCAGAGUCCCCAGAGGCGUGGCGAGGUCUACGACGAACUGGCACGCACCCAUCGCUGCAGCCCCCACAAGAGCAGUGCCCGUUCGAAGCGACGUGACCACCACGACACACAUGCCCAUCACUACAAACGCGAUCGUCUGGAGCGUGAGAAACUAAACCAUCCGGCGGCAGUGUCGGGCAGCGGAGCACCCGGUGUAUCUGGCAGCAAGUGUAAUAGUCCGCCGUUGGCCUCCACAUCGGGCGGCAGCAGUCCGUCGGCGGUGGGCCGGAAUUCACCCGAACAUUUGGGACUGGGCUGCGCCACAGUGCCCAAAGCCCAGGUGCAGAUGUCGCCGGCCACGGCGGCUGCCAAUCUGCUGAAAACAGUGGAGGAGACCUUUUCCGGCUACAACAGCGGCGAUGAGCAUCUGCAGCCCAAGGAGCGCUUAAUUCCGGUGGAGGAGUGGCAGCGACGCGACAUGGAGUUCGCCAAGUGCAUGGAACAACGCGGCUACGAAUUGAAGCCUGUCGAGGAGGACGGCGCCUGCCUCUUUCGAUCUAUAUCGCUGCAGAUCUACGGCGACGAGGAGAUGCACGACGUCAUCCGCCAACACACGAUGGAUUACAUUAACGGCAAUCGCGAGUACUUCGGUCAGUUUGUCACCGAGGACAUCAACAGCUACAUACAGCGCAAACGAGCUCGUGAUGCCCAUGGCAACCACAUCGAGAUCCAGGCCAUAUCCGAGAUCUACAGCCGAACCGUCGAAGUAUACUGCUACCAGUCAAAUCCUAUCAAUAUAUUCAAUUCGGAACAAUCGCAGGCAGGCUAUCCACCACUGCGCCUAUCCUAUCAGCGCGGCUCACACUAUAAUGCUAUCUUAGAUCCCUACAACGCCACGGUGGGCGUGGGCCUGGGCUUGGCUGGUUACAAGCCCGAGAUCCAAACCAAAGAGGCAGCGCGUCUCAGCGAGCAGUUGGAGAUCGAACAGACCAUGUUCGAGGAUAAACUAAAGACAACAGACUGGGAGGCCACCAACGAAGCCAUCGAGGAGCAGAUUGCCCGCGAGUCCUACCUGCAGUGGUGCCGCGAGAAUAUGCAACGCUCUCGCAGCAGUAAUACGGCCGCAGGAUCGGCCACUUCCUCAACGGUUACCUCGGCGGAGGCGCUUACCGAUUCGGAUGCCUCGCCCUCAAAGUACUCCAUGUGUGGCGGCAGCACCACCGGCAGCGGCAGCGGUAAUCCGGCCGUGACUUUGACCAGCGCCAGUGGUGCUGAUGCCGCAGCCCCAGCGUUUUCAUUGUCACCGAAGACACUCAGUCAGUUUGGCCACAAGCUGCCGCCGGAGGUCAGCGAGCUGGCUGGCUACGAUAGCGAUGCCACAGACAUGAGUAGCACCAGUUCGGUGGGUCAUUGCGGUGGCAAUUCAUCGCCCAGCACUGGUUCUCCGGGCCAGCGUUCCGGCAAGGCAUCGAAGUCACACCGCCGCACCACUGCUUUAAGGAAGAAGCGUCGCCACGAGACUCGCGAAGCGCCACUUGCUGGCAAGAGCGCUGAGGCAUCGGAAGCUCCGCUGAGAAAGAGUCCUAAGCGCGAUGCUGUGCCGUCUGUGGCUCGCGCUGACACGCCGGAGGCUGAGCAGCGUCCGUGCACCUCGAAGCAGUCGUCGCACUCGCCACAGAAGAGCGGAGACACCAAGUCGCCCAGGGAUGAGAGCUACUCCAGCUUCUACCAGGAGUUGCUCGAGGCAUCCUACGCCAAUGAGGGAGUAAACGAGAGCGAGAUGCUGCAGCAGGCCAUCCAGAUGUCCACAAGGGACUACAUGGAGGACCAAAAGCGCAAGUUUCUCUGCGGACCGUAGGCGGUGGCCAAUAGACACGCCUCGUCCUUUGUACAGUGAUUUAGCAGUUCUUUUCGCAACGAAAACGAAACACAAAACUUACCAAAAAAAAAAAAAAAAAAAAGAGAAGAAAAACAAUACGCAGAAAUUAUAAACGAUCUUAAAUGUUGAUAAGUGGGCGUGCAACGAACUUUGCACUUUUUGCAAUGAGUAAUCGGUGCACUCCGCUUCUACACAUUUACACUCUCACAUAACACUAUCCUUAUAAAUAUUAUAACACACAUAUUUUUUUAAUAGGGCCUCGUUGUAUAAUCAUUAGAAUCCAAAUUAUGAAUCCACGAAUUUGCUAAUUUGAAUGUGUAAAAAGCACAAAUUUUGAUAAGCUGUCAACUCCAUCCUGUCCGCUUUUCUACCAUGAAUAAAUACACACCCUUAUGUCACGUUCCUUUUCCCAUAAAAUUAAUGCCUAUUUUGUAAAACAUCAUAACGUUAAGCUUAGUAAUGUACGCACGCAAUGGACGGUAAAUCAAACCAUUUUCGUACAUGAAUAAACGAUAUAAAACUAACACAGACAUAUACAGAAUACAGAUAAUAAUACGGAUAAUGCUAAUGAUUAAUUAUUUAAUUGACUACAAUAAAUGGUGCAUAAUAAUCGUAAUUUAUGAGUACUCUAAAUAAAGCAAAUUAAUAACCCCAAAAA